Molecule: messenger RNA, 795 nt
Organism: Trypanosoma theileri
Lineage: Eukaryota; Euglenozoa; Kinetoplastea; Trypanosomatida; Trypanosomatidae
Product: putative GPR1/FUN34/yaaH family protein
Exons: 1
Coding region: 1-795 (264 amino acids)
Biological process (GO): acetate transmembrane transport; succinate transmembrane transport
Cellular component (GO): plasma membrane
Molecular function (GO): acetate:proton symporter activity
Source: RefSeq, a predicted model, not a curated record
AUGUCAGAGCCAGAUAAUAACGGAAUCAAGACGGAAGUUCCUAUUACCAAUCGGCAGGGUAAUGAGUCAACGAGAGAUGGAUUUUUGGAACCCAACCACUCGGAUUGCUUACAAACAGAAGCUUCGAAUGCCAAUAAUAACAAUGGUGCCCGUGCAUGUACAUGUGGCUGUGGCUGUACGGGAGAUUUUCGUACAAAGCUUGCGGAUCCUGGUCCUCUUGGAUUUAUUGCUUUCGGUAUGACGACACUUCUCUUUAAUAUAAGUAACGCAGAAUUGUGCCCGAUGAACACCACAACGGCGGGAAUGGUGUUGUGUUAUGGUGGCAGCACGCAAGUACUCGCAGGCAUCAUGGAGUUUGUUCGCGGUAACACUUUUGGCUGCACGAUCAGUACAACGUUCGGGGCAUUUUGGUUGGCCACCGCGUGUAUGUGGUUGUUACCACGACAAACAGAGCAGACACCGUAUGAAUACUUGGUGGAAGCACAGUCGGAUUUUUUGGGUGCAUUCUUCUUAAUGUGGGCUGUGUUUGCGUAUGUGAUGUGUGCCUCCGCGCUUCGACAACCUCUUGUGCUUGUGUUUGUCAUCUUUACAGCCGGUUUUAAUUUCACCUUACAGUGUAUUUCCUUCUGGUCACGCAGUCAAACCUUGGCGCGUGUAGCUGGAUUUGAAGGUAUGGUUUGUGGUGCCUCAGCGAUGUACGCUGGACUCGCAUUGACAGUGAAUGACAGCUACAAUUCUAUAAUUCUUCCGUUACUCCACCAUACCCGUGGUCGCAUCCAUUUAAAGAAAAAGUAA